Messenger RNA from Hydra vulgaris (swiftwater hydra), 2574 nucleotides. Its product is annotated as beta-alanine-activating enzyme. Gene Ontology annotation, molecular function: 2-oxoglutarate-dependent dioxygenase activity; protein binding. Lineage: Eukaryota; Metazoa; Cnidaria; Hydrozoa; Anthoathecata; Hydridae. The record is from RefSeq and is a predicted model, not a curated record.
CUAGCAUUUGAGCAAAAGUUUAUCUAUUUAUGAUUCAAGGGGAGUUACACAUUAAACGUACCCGUUAAGCUGACAUUAAGUUGGAUACCAUUAGCAAUUUUGUUGGUAACUUUAAUUGGAUUGUGUCGACCGAUAAAUAAGUUAAUUGCAGCAAUCUUGUAAAGCGGAAACGUAACUAAAUUUUUUGCAACAUCGAAAAUUAACGAAUGUAUUUUAAAAUUAGAAGUACCAUGUACGUCUUCUUUCAUGGUCAUUUCUAAAAGAUCGAUUGCAGAUAUAUUAAAGAAGAAGAAGAAGAAGAAAUGAGAGCGGGGAGAUUGGAGCUAUAAAGAAAACGAAGAUAACCUGAUGAAAUGCUAUCCUGGUUUCACAUAUGCCGAAGCCGUUAUUUUGGAACUGUUAAACAAAUCAAAACAAACCCUUACUUGCAACCGUAAUAGCUAUAAACAAGUGUGUUUUAGUCAGUGUGCUCAUUUUUCGUAUGAAUUUUGGAGUGGUCACAUGAAAAAAAUUGGGGAACAUGCUAAACCAAUUCAAGACCAGAUUUCUGAGUUUAGUUAUAUGUUUGGGGGAAAAGAAUUUUAUUCUCAAUUUGUGCGUAAACGCAAGCCAGUUGUAUUUCGUGGUGUGGCAUCGGAUUGGAUGGCUGCGAAGCAGUGGAAAAACGAAAGUUAUCUUAUUGAAAAAUAUGGCGACGUUUUGUUUGACGUCGAAAUGGGUAAAAUAUACGACAAUAAUUUAAACACAAGAAAAACAAUGAAAAUGAAAGAAUUUCUGAGCGAGUACCGAAACAUCUCUAUGUACUUGGACUCACCAUUUCCGCAAUCUGAAAUGAUUCACGAUAUGCAAAUGCCUUUAAUGAUGGGGUGCGAAGAAUUGAAAUCAGCAUUUACAAGUAUGCAUCUAUUAUUUUCUAAUGGUGGGACCAGUAGCCCUUUGCACUUCGAUGGCUUCGAGAAUUUCUUAACUGUUUUUUCUGGAGUUAAAGUAGUCUACUUAAUUGACCCUAACUACAUUCAUAAUAUGUAUUUUAAAGAUAUAAAAACAUUUCCAAAUUUGUCUCCAAUCUCUCCAGAAGGUGUUGACUUAGUUAAAUAUCCUUUAUUUGCGAGUACACCUUUCCAUAAGCUUGUGUUAAAUGCAGGUGAUAUGGCUUAUAUACCACAAGGUUGGUUCCAUCAAGUCCGUUCAUUUGAGUCACCAAAUAUUGGUGUCAGCUUAUGGUUUUCGAUAUUUUCACCAAACCAAUUACUUGAUAUUAAUGAACCGGAUUAUUCUUAUCGCGAUUCACUUGCACAAGAAGAAGCAUUUAAAUUUAUGGUUUUUAACGCACCGUUGGAAAUCGAGUGUUCAUCUCAAAAAGUAAACAUGAUAAACUUUGAUAAAAUUAUAUUACCAAAAGUUGUGAACUAUACUAAAAGAGGUAAAGUAAAAUUAGAAGAUGUUGAAAAGGAAUCUUUUUUUGUAAACAACACAGUAAUUUAUGAAAAAGUUGAGUUAAGCCAACCGACUGUGUUUGUGGGUUCAGAUGACCGUUGGAUUUACGCCAUUGACGCACAAACAGGAAAAAUAAAAUGGAAAGUGGAAACUGCUAAUGAUACUGGUUCAACUUGCAACUUUCACAACAGCGGUUUGGUUGUAUAUUGUGGAGCAGAUGACGGUUACAUGAGAGCUUUAGAUGUGACAUCCGGUACUGUAAUUUGGAAAUUUAAGACCAAUGCAUCAAUCAUAUCUUCAGCUUUUGUCGAUCACUUAAAUUUAAUUUACUUUGGAUCAAUGGAUCAUUAUUUCUACGUGUUACACUCCAACGGAACUUUAAAAUGGAAAAAAAAUCUAAAAUCCGAGAUUUGGAGUUCACCUUGUUUAACCAAUAACAGUAUUUUUAUUGCAACAAUGUCUGCAUAUAGAUCAAAUAUAUUUGCUCUUGAUAAAGAAACUGGUGCAGUUGCUUGGAAAUAUAUGGCAUUUUCACCAAUCAAAGCUUCUCCGUGCAUCAGUCAUAAUGGCUCCCUUGUAACAUUUUGUGAUACUAGCAGUUGUAUUUAUUCGUUCAAUACAACCUCUGGUAAUAUUACUUUUUUGAAAAAAACCGCGUCCAAUGAUAGUAUUGAAGCUACACCUGUUGCAGAUAGUCAAGGAAAGCUCUUUAUUUUAAGCAAAAGCGGAAGUCUUUUAGCAUUAAUUUUAGAACCUCCCAAAGUUUCUUGGAAAUUAAAUAUUGGAAACUCUGACAUAGGAUGUAGUUCCAGUCCAUAUCUAGGUGUUAAUAAUAUUUUAUAUAUUGCUGGAGGAAACGGAACAUGUUAUGCUAUUGAUCCAGACUCAGGCGAAGUUAAAUGGAAAACAGAUAUUGGUUCGCAGAUAUUCUUUAGUUCACCGCGACUUUCAAAAAACGUUAUUUAUAUAGGUAGUUUAGAUGGCCGAUUAAAUGCAUUAGAUUCGAAUACUGGUAAACUAUUAUGGUCGGCACACACUAACGGCCCUUUAGUUGGUACACCUCUUAUUACUAGAACAUUUGUAUAAUAUAAGUUUAUAUACAUGUAAAUUUAACUUUCUUAAUAAUUUCAUCUUUAA